UUCAAUAGGCUAGUUGCCUAAAUUUGAUUGAUUGUUAGACAAUAUACCUUAAUAUCUAUUAUGCAUGAGAAAAAUAUUAUUUUUAAAAAACACAUACAUUUUCAAUUUGUAUUUCGCAUUUAAAGAAAUUACAUUAAAUUUCCCUCGAAAACGCUCAAAACUGUCAUGGCGUCUUGUAUAACGUCACUCCGUGCGAAAUACAACAGCUUUUAUAUGGAUAUUGUAAAUGUUUUGUGAUUAAAAAUGAAUCCUUCGUAUUACAAAUACUGUAUAGUGCCCCAAUGUAAAAGCACAAGCAUUAAAACGCCAAACAAAUUAUUUAUAUUUGUCCCAAGCAAACAAGAAAUACGGAAAAAGUGGCUAACACUCACACAAGCAAGGAAAAAUAAUGCACAUUGUUUUUCAACAAAUUCAAGAAUGUAUUUUUGUGAAGAUCAUUUCGAUUUAGCAAAUGAUAUGCUCAAUUAUACUGAGUAUCAUAUUAUGGGAAAAGUAUCACAAGUGCGCAUGAAACCAGGAUGUACUCCAAGUAGAUUUGAAUGUCAAGAAGACAGAAGAAAGCGAACAUGCAGCAGCGCAGAACGACCGUACAUGUUAAAAAAACAAAGAAUGGAGAUAAUAGCAAAUUGUCUUAAAGAUAAUACAAAUACUAUCGAGUGUUUGAAAAAACCAGAAGAAAGUUGUUCGAAAAGUCUACAUCUCAAAGAUAUUCCCCAUACAAGCUCAGAUUUUCAAACAGACUUAUUGAAUGAGUCAGAACCUUUAUGUGAACAGAAAGUAAAUAAAUCAGUUCAAGUAUUUCUAACACACAAGUUCAGAAGUAAAGCAAGUCAGACCAAAAUAAAAACUGUAAACCAGGCAUUGUCACCCUGGAAACCAUCAGUGACAUCGAGUUUCACGUCCCCAUUUAAAACUGAGAUUAUUAAAAAAUCAUGUCCUUCUGUCUCCAACCUACGCAAAAUUACAAAAAAAAUAUUGAUUGAGGAAGAGCACUCAGAUAGUGAUGUUUCCCUUUAUAUACCGUGUGAAGCCACCUACAGUCGUUCACCAUCCAUACAUUCAUUGCAAGUUAAGUCAUCUUCAGACAGUGAAUUGAUUGCUGAAGAAAGAAAACUAGAAGCUGAUGUGAUGUUAGUGAACACACUUAAAAAAAUUGAAAAGAAGCCUCGCUUGUAUCUUGGUAUUCCAAGUAAUUGUUAUUACUUAGUUGAUAUUUUAAAAGAUGAUUUGAAGAUUCCAAAACAUCAUUUAUUAUUAUGUUUACAUAAGAUAAGAUUAGACGUUAAAUUUAAUCAGCUUGCAGAUGAUUAUGGGAUGUCUUCAGCAAAUUUAAGCAAGAUAUUCUUAAAAAAUAUACCCCUUAUUGCUAGUUUAAUGCGUCCUUUUAUUGUGGAACUUGACAAAGAUAUGAUUAAAAGGACUUUACCUAUGGCAUUUAGACAUAGGUAUAAUAAUGUCAGUUGCAUUAUAGACUGCCUAGAGAUAGAGGUGCAAAAGCCAUCUAAGGCUAUCAACCAGGCCAUGACAUGGUCCGAUUAUAAAAAAGCAAAUACUAUAAAGUAUUUAAUAUCAUGCACACCAAAUGGACUUGUUAAUUAUAUCUCUCCUGGAUUUGGAGGAAGAACAACUGACACAUGUGUAGUUGAAUCGUGUGAUUUUAUAAAGACAUUAAAAAGUGGCAUGGUAGUAAUGGCAGAUAGGGGGUUUAAACAUGUAGAGAAAUUUUUACAGAAAGCUAAUAUAACUCUGGUAAGACCUCCUAGUGUAGAAACAGGAGUGAAAAUGACGAAGAACCAAGUAAGAGUUACUAAACAGAUUGCAAGCUUAAGAAUUCACAUAGAAAGAGUUAUUCGGCGCUUACGUGAAUUUUACAUGCUUAAACCACAUGCAUGUGUUAAUUUUAAAUUUGUUAAAAUCCUGGAUGAUAUAAUAAUUAUAGCAUGUGCCCUAGUUAAUUUGCAAGAUUCUUUAAUAAAAUAAAACUAUUCUUUAAUUUCAAAAAA
This is a messenger RNA of Melitaea cinxia (Glanville fritillary), 2003 nucleotides long. RefSeq lists its product as uncharacterized. The record is from RefSeq and is a predicted model, not a curated record. The coding region runs from base 244 to 1980 and encodes 578 amino acids. Lineage: Eukaryota; Metazoa; Arthropoda; Insecta; Lepidoptera; Nymphalidae. The transcript is spliced from 3 exons.